Molecule: messenger RNA, 2617 nt
Organism: Owenia fusiformis
Lineage: Eukaryota; Metazoa; Annelida; Polychaeta; Sabellida; Oweniidae
Source: the annotation of a GenBank genome assembly
AAUACAUGUAUAUACUUUAUACCUUAUCUCAAUGACCCUUCUAUGCAGAAUAGACGUUAUCUUGUUUUUGAGACAAUACGAUAAAGAUGUUCUCAUUUGGCAGGUUUCAAUGUGUAGAUAUAUCUGCAGGUCAUGAAAUGAGAUAUAUAAGUAAUAUAGACUGAGCUGGUCUGAGUGCAUGUCACUAAAGCUACAACUCUGAGGAUCAUGGAAUUAUCACAGAAGAUAAUGAUUACACUUUGUUGCUUAGUGAUAUCUUGUUUUCCAUUAUAUUGUGAAGGGAGUAAGAUAUUACUAUUCCCCCUUGAUGUUGGCUAUAAUAGCAAACUAAUGAACAUGCUUAAACUGGGAAGAAUGCUCACAAAGGCCAAACACCAAGUCACAUGUGUUAUAUCUGACAGAAUGAGGGAAGAUGCUUUGUUUAAAUUAGCAGAGCGAGAAACUUUUGAUUCCAGCUUUAAAGUGAUUAGUUAUAAGACACCACCAGUGGAUCCAGAUGUCAUGCAAUUAAAUACUGAAAACCAGGGCUUUCUUGAUGCAAUGAUAAAUAAAGAUGUGCCUGAAAUUGUGCAGUUUUUCAGUCCAACCUUAACUGAACCUCUGGAUUACAUGCUACAGGACAAAACUAUUGCUCAGUUAGCAACUGAGGAAUUUGACCUGAUAUUUGCUGAUGAGAUUGUAUUUUUUCCAAGAAUCAUGGCUGCAAAACGAAACAUUCCGAUAAUUUUGUACAGCAAUUUUGGCCCCUUGACCGCUGAUACUGAUAUUGUUCCUAGAUAUAGCCUGGCCUUUGUUAAUGGAUGUUUUAACAGAUUCAGUGACAUGAUGACAUUUUCUCAGCGGAUGGAAAAUGUUUGGGAAUAUUUAAGAAUGAGAUGGGUGAUGUCAGAUAUAUACUCGGAGUCAGAAGUGAUUUGUAGGAAGCAUGGCUAUGGGGAAUCUUGCGACAAUAUCAGAGGAAUCCAUAAAACUGUUAACCUUGUGCUUAUGAACAGAAAUGAUGUUAUACAUUACCCUGCACCAUACAUGCCACAUAUCAUUUCUUUAGAGGGGUUUUUCUUGGACAAACCAAAACCCUUAAAUUCACCUUACAAAGAAAUUGUUCAGAAGUCAGGAAAACAUGGUAUUAUUGUGGUGAGCUUUGGAUCAAUGUUUAGGAGAUUAGGAUUGAAACAUCGCAACAUAUUUGCCAAAGCAUUUUCCGCAAUGCCACAGACGGUGAUAUGGAGUUAUGAAGGUGAAACACCAGAAGGCCUUGGAGAGAAUACAUUCGUUAACAAAUGGAUUCCACAAACUGAUCUGCUGGCAAACCCUGCAGUUCAACUAUUUGUAACACAAUGUGGAGCAUCGUCAUUAUUUGAGGCAUUGAAUUAUGGUGUCCCUGUUGUUUGUAUUCCUUUCAUUGGGGACCAGGAGUAUAACUGUCUGAAACUUGUAGAGAGAGUCAAGUCAGCCAAGAAUGUCCCAUUGAAAGGGAUUACAAGUAGACAACUUCAAAGCACCAUGGAAGAAGUUAUAAACAAUAUAACUUAUAGAGAAAAUGCAAAGAAAGCUGCAUUAAUAUAUCAUGAUCAACCCAUUGAUCCGAGAAAGAAAUCUUUGUAUUGGAUUGAGUAUGUUAUUCGCCAUAAAGGAGCACCACACUUGAGAUCAGCUGGGGAAAGUCAACUGAGCUUCUUUCAGUAUUAUCUUCUUGAUAUAGCAAGCUUAGUUGGAGUGGUUGUCUUUGCUGCUGUCAUCAGUAUUGCUUUUGUCAUGAAAGCAGCAAUUAAAGGCUUACUAAGAACUACAAAAUCUAAAGAGGACUGAUUUUUCAAAAAAUGUCAUUCAGUCAUUCAUCCAUAUCCUUUAAUUUAUAAGUGGAUGUGAUGACACUAAACUGAUCAUAUUCACACGCAUGUUUAACAUGAUCUUGUGAGAAUUACACAUGUGAAUAUUUACUGUAGAGGUCAAUUGAGCCAAAAUCUAUCAGUAGUUGUACUAUGUCCCAUCUCUUCACUUUAUAAUCUAAACUUGGGCUUUUUGACAUGUCAUUUAAGGUGACUUUGUGAUUUUGAAUCAAUUAAUUACUGAAAUUAAUAAAUUGUUGGCAUUUGAAUAAAUCUCUCUUUGCUUCUUGUGCUUUUAGUUUUAACCAUUUGUUGCUUUAUUAUUUUAUAAUGCAUUUAUACAAGUUACACCCCAACAUUUGAUCUCGGAAUCCUACUUUUACUCAGACUUCAGCAAACAUGAGGUUUGGGCAAAAUAGGUUCAAUUCUAAUGCCCGGCAUGAGAUUAGAUCUUCUCUUAUGCCCGUCAUAAGAAUUGAGCCUAUUUUGCCCAAACCUCAUGUUUGCUGAAGUCUGAGUAAAAGUAGGAUUCCGAGAUCAAAUGUCAGGUUGUUUAAGUAAAAUACUAUAUAUAUAAUUCUAAUUAAGUUUUGGUGUUUCAUCAUUAUCAUAUCCAGUGUAUUGGUCACAUGGUGCCAUGUGAGUUUAUCAGCUUCAGAUAUAAAUUAUUAACAUUUGGAAAUAAACUCAUUAUAUGUUGAAUGGUGUGGUCAUUGUCAUUUCAGCAGUUAUACUGCAUAAGUAUGUUUUACCAUUACUGUUUUGUUAUACUGCAUUAGUAUGUUUUA